AUGGCGGAGAAGCACGACAAGGUCGAUAACCUCGACCGCGCCAGCGACUUGGAGUCGUCCAUUGCAGCGGACAUUCCGCCCCGACGCCUCUCGCUUUCUGGCGCUGGUACACUCUCCCUAUCCGACGUCGAACCCGUCUCGGUCACAUUGCGAAACCUGGCCGUCUCGGUCGACACGUCGCCGUCAUACAUUGAGCCUUCAACCUGGCCGCAGCUCAUCUCAUCCAAGUUCAACACGACGCCAUGUAUGAAGACGCUCCUGCAUUCAGUGUCGGCAGACUUCAAGCCGGGCACACUGACGGCGAUCAUUGGAGGCAGUGGCUCGGGCAAGACAACCAUGCUGAACACCAUGGCGGACCGGGUCCAGAGUGCGCGGUUGCAGAAUGACGGAACUCUGCUAUACAAUGGUACUGACAGCGUGGAGAGCGUCAGACACGCCUAUGUCAUGCAGCAGGACAUUUUGUUACCCACACUCACGGUGCGCGAGACCCUGCGAUACUCGGCCAACCUGCGUCUGCCGCCAUCGACAUCGUCUGAAGACCGCACCCUUGUUGUGGAGGAGGUUCUGCGUGAACUAGGGCUCAAAGAGUGCGCCGACACAAGGAUCGGCAACAGCCAACAUCGGGGCUGCUCUGGGGGGGAGAAGCGACGCGUGAGCAUUGGUGUGCAGAUGCUCGCCAACCCGUCAGUACUUUUCCUCGACGAACCCACCACGGGCCUGGACGCCACCAGCGCCUACCAGUUGGUGCGCACGCUCAAGAAACUGGCACAGAGUGGCCGCACAAUGAUCACCACGAUCCAUCAACCGAGGUCGGAGAUUUGGGACCUGUUCGACAACCUGGUCAUCCUCUCAAAGGGCAGCCCUGUGUACUCUGGAAGCAUCCCCGAGUGUCUGCCCUGGUUUGCAGACCUAGGCUUCCAAAUUCCCGCGUUUGUCAACCCUGCCGAGUUCGUCAUCGACAUCGCCGCCGUCGACAAUCGCACCCCAGAGCUAGAAGAGGAGACUACAGUCCGGGUGCAGCGUUUGAAAGACGCAUGGUCGGCCGAAAGUGACAGGCAGUACGGUCCUCCAGAUGAGCUGGCGCUCCAUAGCACCUCGACGCGCUCAAAGGCCCAGUCACAGCACUCUGGCUUCCUCCGCCAGACAUUGGUGUUGGCAGACCGGACUUUCAAAGUCACUUAUCGAGAUCCUCUCGGCAUGGGCGCGUGCAUCUUUGAAGCUGUGACUAUGGGCAUCAUCUGUGGCUACCUCUUCUUCGACCUUCCACGCGACGCCUCUGGUAUUCGAUCACGACAAGGGGGCUUGUACACGGCCGCCGGGCUUCAGGGAUACCUGAUCCUCAUCUUCGAGGUGUAUCGCAUGACUAUAGACAUCCCCACGUACGACAGGGAAAAGUCAGAAAAUUGCGUCUCUGCUCUGCCUUACAUCUUCUCGCGCCGUUUGGCACGCCUGCCCACGGAGGAUAUACCCGUGCCUUUCCUCUUUGCCACCAUCUUCUACUUCAUGGCGGGCUUCGAGAGAGAGGUCUCCAAGUACUUUACCUUCUUCGCCAUCACCCUGCUCAACCAUUACAUUGCUGUCACGUGUGCGAUGACAUGUGUCACGGCUGUACGCCAUUUUGCAGGUGCUAGUCUCAUCGCCAACUUGGUGUUCACGCUGCAGAGCAUGGCUUGCGGCAUGUUCAUCCAGGUCGAGACGAUCCCUGUCUACGUCCGGUGGCUCAAGUGGAUCACCUACUCCUUCUACACCUUUGGGGCCUAUGCUGCAAAUGAGUUCCAGGACAACUUCUACGCUUGCCCCGAUGGAGGCGGCCCAAAUGACCCGGCUUGUCGUCUAUAUCGAGGUGACUUCAUCAUGAACUCGCUGGGGUUCCCGCCUAAUUGGGUCUGGAGGCCAAUCAUCAUUAUGGUCGCUUUUGUCGCCUUCUUUGUGCUACUGUCAGCCAUCGGUCUGCAGUGGAUCCCUGUCGAGAUGACGAUUGCUAGGGCCCGUGUCUCGGACGCUGACCUGUCUGCUGGCAAGGAGAAGAUGAACGCGCAAUCCAUAUCGGAGGUCAGGGCAAUCGACCUCGGCCUCAAGGACUUUGCUCUUGAUCUCGACAAAAGAACAGUGCGUGGCAAGAAGUUACCCCGGAAGACUAUCUUGCACCCUGUAAGCGCAACGUUUCAAGCCGGCACACUCAACGUGAUCAUGGGCCCAUCAGGGAGCGGCAAGACAUCGCUGCUCAACGCCAUGGCUCUUCGUCUGCGUAAUUCCAUUGGCACCAAGUAUCGACCAUCCGGCAAGCUGACAUUCAAUGAAGCUGAGCCUUCCGACUCCGUCAUUCGCUCCGUAUGUUCCUACGUCUGCCAGGACGACGAUGCUCUGUUGCCAUCCCUCACGGUCCGAGAAACGCUGCGCUUCUCGGCUGGCCUGCGCUUGCCCUCGUUUAUGAGCAAGGAAGAGAAGACACGCCGGGCGGAAGAUGUCCUCAUGAAAAUGGGACUCAAGGACUGCGCAGACAAUCUCAUUGGCAGCGACAUGAUCAAGGGCAUCUCUGGAGGUGAGAAGCGCCGCGUGUCCAUUGCGGUGCAAAUUCUCACAGACCCACGCAUCCUCUUGUUGGACGAGCCUACGUCGGGCCUGGACGCAUUUACGGCAAGCUCCAUUAUGGAAGUACUCCAAGGUCUGGCCGACGAGGGGCGAACACUCAUUCUCACGAUCCACCAAGCCCGUUCCGACCUGUUUACGCAUUUUGGCAAUGUGCUUCUCCUGGCGCGCGGCGGAUCGCCCGUGUACUCGGGAGCUGCCAAGGAGAUGCUCAGCUACUUCAACAGGCAAGGCCUUGAGUGCCCGAGACAUACGAAUCCUGCCGACUUUGCGCUCGACAUGAUCACCAUUGACUUGCAACAGGAUCAAAGGGAAGAGGAAAGCCGAGAACGAGUCAAGAAGCUGGUCCAGAACUGGGAGAAGUGUGAUCACAUCCCCGAACAAGGGCUGUCGCAGAUUCAAGAGCGCGAGGAAACUGCAGGCGAGACCUCUGCAGCCAACAAGGAGUCAGAUGGGUUUUGGACUGAGAAGCGCCCGUCACUGGCGUCCAAAGGCCGCAAGUCCUUCAACAAAGCCUCGUUGACGACCCCCGCGGAGCUGGGCGCGCUCAUCCGCAAGCGCGCCGGUUUUGCGACUGCGUUCCCUAUUCUGAUCCACCGCGCCAUCAUCAACACGCGUCGUCAGCCAGAGCUGAUCACGGCGCGUCUCAUGCAGGUCAUUGGUCUCGCCAUUGUCCUCGCACUGUUCUUCGCACCUCUAGGCAACGGGUACUACUCCGUCCAGAACCGCAUGGGGUUCGUGCAGGAAAUCGGCGCGUUCUACUUCGUGGGCAUGCUGCAAAACGUGGCCAUCUACCCCUCUGAGCGUGACGUCUUUUACCGCGAGGACGACGAUGGCGUCUACGGGAUUGAAGCAUUCAUCGCCAGCUACACCAUCCUCGAGGUGCCCUUUGAGAUUAUCUCGUGCCUGGUCUUUGGUGUCCUGGGCGCCAUCGCUAUUGGUCUCCCGCGGACAGUGAUCAUGUACUUUGUCACCGUGUUCGCCUGCUUCGGCAUCGUGUCCUGCGGCGAGUCGCUGGGCAUCAUGUUCAACACGCUUCUGCCCCACACCGGCUUCGCCAUCAACGUCAUGGGCAUCUUCCUCUCGGUCGCCAACACCAUGGCCGGUAUCCUGAGCAUCGACAUGCCGGAUCUCUUCCAGGCGGUCAACUACCUCUCGCCCAUCCGCUACGCGACGCGCGCUGUGGCGCCGUACUCCCUGCGCGGGGUUGAGUUCACAUGCAACGACAGUCAGCGCAGGCCCGAUGGGCGGUGUCUCAUCGAGACAGGGCAGGACGUGCUGGAUCUGUACAAGUUUGAGGAGGGGCCGCUGGUGAAUAUAGGCGCAUUGGCGGCGUGUGUGGUCGUCUAUCGAAUCCUGGCGUGGGCGCUGCUGAGAGUCGUGAGAGGGCGUUGGAGAGAGAAGAUGAGGGAGAAGGGGUGA
Emericellopsis cladophorae is the source of this 4011-nucleotide messenger RNA. RefSeq names its product putative ABC transporter ATP-binding protein/permease-like protein. The transcript has a single exon. Gene Ontology annotation, cellular component: membrane. The record is from RefSeq and is a predicted model, not a curated record. Gene Ontology annotation, molecular function: ATP hydrolysis activity; ABC-type transporter activity; ATP binding. Bases 1 to 4011 code for a protein of 1336 amino acids. Lineage: Eukaryota; Fungi; Ascomycota; Sordariomycetes; Hypocreales; Bionectriaceae.